UGUGCAUUAGCUCUCAGGUGGUAGUGCUGCUAGUAACAGCGUUCUCGUGCGUGAGGGAAACAGUGUUGUUCAGUUCAAUGGUCUGAAACGUCUCAAAAGAAACAUCAUCUUGUAUAUUAUUGCGUGAAAACCAUCGAUUUUCCCUGACAACAACGCCAUUACAGGAAUGAGGUUCUCACUUGGCAGCUGGUGCAUAUUUCCCCUUGUGGCUGGGCUGGUGCUUGCCAUCAAUUAUGCGGCGGCACAACAGCGAGGAUCUAGUGCCGACUCCAACCCCUGUGUUUCAAAACUCAACUGUAGUGAAUGUAUUCGUACACCAACCUGUGCCUGGUGUGCUCAACAUGAUUUUGGUGCUGCUGAAGGUGGUCGACUACCCAGAUGUAAUCAACAAAACAAAUAUAUAGAUGGCCCACUUGCUGGGCAGUGCAGAUUGGAAGAUAUUGUCAACCCUGAUUCAGAAUUCAGGGCAAUUUUAGAUUUGGCUUUGUCCAAAGCUAAAUCUGGAAUUGAUUUGGAGGGCACAGAAGGAAGAGAUGCUGUCCAAAUCAAACCUCAACGAGUAUCACUAAAAUUGAGAAUCAAUGAGGCAUAUGAUAUGCAUAUGCAAUAUGCCCAAGCAGAGGACUACCCUGUAGAUUUAUACUACCUGAUGGAUCUGUCGAAAUCUAUGGAAGAUGACAAAGACAAGCUGUCGGAAUUGGGCAACCUUCUUGCCGAAAGAAUGCAGAGCAUUACGUCAAAUUUCAGACUGGGAUUCGGAUCAUUCGUUGACAAAGUUGUUAUGCCUUACGUCAGCACCGUUCCUGCCAAGUUAUUAGAGCCCUGUGAUGGCUGCAAAGCGCCGUAUGGUUUCAAGAACCAUAUGCCUCUGAGUUUGAACUCCACAAUGUUUUCAAGCCAAGUGAGGAAGGCUGCCGUAUCUGGUAAUUUGGAUGCUCCAGAAGGUGGCUUUGAUGCCAUUAUGCAAGCAAUUGUUUGCAAGGAACGCAUUGGAUGGAGAGACCGCGCUCGUCGUCUUUUGGUCUUCUCCACUGACGCAAGUUUCCAUUAUGCAGGCGAUGGCAAACUUGGUGGAAUCGUGAAACCAAACGACGGACUGUGUCAUUUGAACAAUGAUGGCGGUUAUACUCACUCGACGACGCAAGAUUACCCCUCAGUCUCGCAAAUCAAUCAAAAAGUUAAAGAAAGCUCAGUCAACUUAAUUUUCGCUGUCACAAAGGAACAGUAUCACAUCUACGAACAGCUGAACAAGCAUGUCGAGGGAGCCAGUUGUGGUGUCCUUUCUAACGAUUCAUCUAAUGUCGUCGAACUCGUACAAGAGCAGUACAACAAAAUCACUUCUUCCGUCGAGAUGAAAGAUAACGCAACUGGUGCUGUCAAAGUAACUUACUUUUCUAACUGUUUGGGCAACGGGCCGAUGGUUCAAACCAACAAAUGCGACGGGCUUAAAGUCGGCACUGUCGUUAAUUUCACGGCUAGGAUUGAGUUAUCUGGGUGUCCCAUUGAUCCGAAAGAAUGGCGUCAACUUUUCCAAAUCUAUCCCGUUGGUAUUAACGAAUCGUUGGUAGUUGAUCUUCAAAUGCUAUGCGAUUGUGAUUGCGAGAGACCCGGAAACUUGGGAUACAUUAGCAAUGCCGAUCAGUGUAACGGUGGAGGAGAUCUGAAGUGUGGUAUCUGUCACUGCGAUGAUUCUCAUUCGGGUCGCUUCUGUGAAUGUGACUCGAACACGGCUGUUCUCGGAGAUCACGAAGCUUCCUGUCGCUCUGAUAACACGUCUGAUAUCUUGUGUAACGAUAGAGGAACAUGUGUCUGUGGCGUAUGCGAAUGCCAGCCGCGCCCGAACCCAACAGAGAUUAUCACGGGCCAGUUUUGUGAGUGUGAUAACUUUUCGUGUGAUUACUACAACGGAUUACCGUGUGCGGGGUCGGAUCAUGGAACGUGCGAGUGUGGCAAAUGCGUUUGCAAACCCGGCUGGAAGGGUUCCGAUUGUUCUUGCAGAGACAGCAUUGACACUUGUAUUCCUCCUCGAGGAGGUGAAAUUUGUUCUGGCAAAGGCGAUUGCGUCUGCGGCGAGUGCCAAUGUUUUGAAGAAGAUGGUGGACGUUAUUCGGGGAAAUACUGCGAGGAGUGCCCUACUUGCCCGAGUAAAUGUCCCGAAUAUACUCCGUGUAUUCAAUGUCAAGUCUUUGAAUCUGGUAAAUUAACCAAAGAAGAGUGUGCUAACUGCUCCUUCACACCCGUUGAAGUGGAUGUUGUCAAAGAGGAGUUCCCAUCAGAUAGACAAUGUUGGUUUUACGACGAUGACGAUUGUCGUGUAACUUUUGUAUAUGGGUAUGACGACGAAGGAGAAUUUGUCGUUCGAGUUCAAAAAACCAAAGAAUGCCCACCUGUUUUAAAUAUUCUUGGGAUUAUUCUUGGUGUCAUCGGAGCCGUUGUAGCAAUCGGCUUUGCCUUACUGCUACUCUGGAAGCUGUUCACAGUUAUUCACGACCGACGAGAAUUUGCUCGUUUUGAAAAGGAACGGCAGAUGGCCAAAUGGGAUACGGGAGAAAAUCCUAUUUACAAACAAGCAACAUCUACGUUCAAAAAUCCGACAUAUGGUGGCAAACAAUAGAACGUGUUUCUCUAUUUUCCUCAGAAUUUUAACUAUAUCGAGUGUUCCGUUCGUCUAAACAUAACCACAUUUCAAGUGGUUCUUUUUUUAACUACCAUGAACAGAAGUUGUAACUACUUGAUUCAAUCAUUUCCAAAAGCUUUGCAUAACACGUGUAUUGGUUGGGUUUGUAGUUUAAUAUCUCAUGCGUGUCAAGUGCCAAAACUACAAAUCGUAAAGCAUUUUUACUUUUUAAAUCACUUAAAAGUCUCAUCAUGGAUAGAACAAGAGUUUUCAACUCUUUCACGUUUCUGUACAAUUUCAACUAUUAUCUGCCGCUAAUCUCAUGAUUUAUUCUAGAUAAAUAUGCCUUUAGAACGUGCAAAUUGUUCGUAUCACGUUUUACUGUAGCGAGCCGUCCUUUUAUUUCUGGCACGAAGCCUUACUCUUCUUUUACAGCAAUUUAACGCAAUCCCAUCGAACCCAAAUAGAAAGAUUCGCACAAGCCUUGUAAUUGGAUCAUGAAAUACAUAAAUUGCCAUCUCA
This is a messenger RNA of Daphnia magna, 3139 nucleotides long. RefSeq names its product integrin beta-PS (gene mys). Gene Ontology annotation, biological process: cell adhesion mediated by integrin; cell-matrix adhesion; cell migration. Lineage: Eukaryota; Metazoa; Arthropoda; Branchiopoda; Diplostraca; Daphniidae. The transcript has 15 exons. The coding region runs from base 167 to 2614 and encodes 815 amino acids. Gene Ontology annotation, cellular component: focal adhesion; integrin complex; cell surface. Gene Ontology annotation, molecular function: integrin binding. The record is from RefSeq and is a predicted model, not a curated record.